Amorphotheca resinae ATCC 22711 is the source of this 901-nucleotide messenger RNA. RefSeq lists its product as hypothetical. Gene Ontology annotation, cellular component: cytoplasm; nucleus. Bases 1 to 777 code for a protein of 258 amino acids. NCBI's taxonomy places the organism in Eukaryota, Fungi, Ascomycota, Leotiomycetes, Helotiales, Amorphothecaceae. The record is from RefSeq and is a predicted model, not a curated record. The transcript has 3 exons.
AUGAAAUUCCUUUGCCUCCAUGGAGCUGGCACCAAUGCACAGGUGUUUCAAGAUCAGCUUGAGGGCCUCAUUUUGAGUUUGCCGCCGGGGAAUGACAUCAAAUUUCAUUUUGUCCAAGCGCCUCAUGAACUCACGUCUCUUCCCUUCGAUUUCGAGGCCUACGCAGGAUCGGGACCGCAUAUGCGGUUCAUAGAGCACCCUCAAUGGAUCACUAUGGACGAUGUUAUUGAGCGUAUCGCCAAGGCACCAUCGGGUGAAAGUGCAGAAAUGAUAUGGCGCCAUGCACUUGAUUUCUAUUACAGCAAUGAUACACCUGGAAGGUCCGAGUUCAUUGGCAGCAUUGGCAGAUCACUUGCGCUUCUAAACUCUAAAAUUGAUGAGGAAGGUCCCUUUGAUGGGUUGAUUGGAUACUGCGAAGGUGCUUCUUUUGGUGCAACUCUCAUCCUCGAUCGUUUGCGCAAAGAAUCCAGCCUUCACGCACCCCAAAGCUUCAAGUGCGCUCUCUUCUUCAGUGGAUAUGCGCCAUUUGCCCCUGAUGGGUCGAAGGUCAUCCUGGCAGAUGAGUAUGGCCAAAUCUUCAACUUUCCCACAUGCCAUGUCAUAGGGUCAGAUGACGCUCUCAUUGAUGGGGCCAUGGCGUUAUUGAACCUUUGUGAUUCGGGGCAGGCUACGGUGAUUGAAGGUGGCUCAGGCCAUCUUAUGCCGCAAGACUCAAGUGCUUUGCGCGCUGUCAGUGCAUCCUUUCUCAAAUUGGUCGAGCUUGCGCAACAAGCUUGAUAUGAUGGAGUCUUCAACACGCCACCUCGAGUAUCCUUUGAGAUAGAGAUGCAGCGCAACCAUUGCUAGAUUAGCUCCACGGUAUUCAACAUACAUGCAGAAAUGAAGUGUUCUUCUCUUUCCG